Penaeus vannamei (Pacific white shrimp) is the source of this 2329-nucleotide messenger RNA. RefSeq names its product solute carrier family 23 member 1-like. Lineage: Eukaryota; Metazoa; Arthropoda; Malacostraca; Decapoda; Penaeidae. Gene Ontology annotation, molecular function: transmembrane transporter activity. Gene Ontology annotation, biological process: transmembrane transport. The record is from RefSeq and is a predicted model, not a curated record. Gene Ontology annotation, cellular component: membrane.
UGUUGCGGAUACACGGAUUUCUUAUUUGCUUGCGUUUUCUUUGUUUGCAGUAGGUUACAGUCCGAUUUUGAAACUUCAUUAGCAAUUCUGAAGGUAAAUGUCAUCUUGAUUUUGAAUAAUUAAUAAAAUCGGUAAUCGAUAUUAAGAAUUUUUUGAGAUAUAAAAAAGAGCUGGGUAUUCACUCACUAGCAAGAUGGUUUAGAAGCGGAAGAAAAAUAUAAGAAUAAAGUAAUAUUUAAAUGAAGAUCAAAACGAAAGACGUAAAAAGUUCAAGAAUUUUGGAAGUCAACUAAUAACGUUGGUACCCACUUUAUUUAGCAAAAAAAGAACUAGUGCAACAUGGUAGUCAACCCAGCAUUUGAGACCGAAGAGGCUGCGACCCCGGGCGGAGGAGGAGGCAGCCAGGAAGCCCCGGACACAAAGGAAGGGGACGAGGCCGAGCCAAGGCCGUCGGACCUGCUGUUCCGCGUGGACGAGGCUCCCCCUUGGUCCAUGUGCCUGCUCCUGGGGCUGCAGCACUACCUGACGAUGGCCACCUCGUCCAUCGCGAUCCCCUUCAUCCUCGUCGGCCUCCUCUGCAUCGAGGAGGCCGACCCCAAAGGACACCUCAUCUCCACCAUCAUCUUCGUGUCGGGCAUCAUCACCCUCCUGCAGACCACGCUCGGAUGCAGGCUCCCGAUCGUGCAGGGCGGCACCACCUCCUACCUCAUCCCGACGAUAGCGAUCAUCUCGACCCGCUACGAGGCGUGCGAGGCCCUGCCCGAGGACCUGACGGAGGCGCAGCGGCGGGAGGUCUGGCAGGAGCGCAUGAGGGAGAUCCAGGGCACCAUUGCCGUGUCGGCCGUCGUGCAGGUCCUCGUCGGUUUCACGGGGUUGAUCGGCCUCCUGAUUGGCUGGAUCACGCCCCUGGUCAUCACGCCCACCGUCACCCUGGUGGGCCUCUCGCUCUCCGAGGUCGCGGCGCAGAAGGCGGCGCUGCACUGGGGCAUCUCGGGAACGACGAUGGUGCUGAUGGUCCUGUUCUCGCAGUACCUGAGGGAGGUUGGCAUCCCCUUGCCCACCUACAGCAGGGCCAAGGGACUCGCCUCCGCCAGGCUGUAUGUGUUCAAGCUCUUUCCGGUGCUGCUGGCCGUCCUGGCAUCGUGGGCGCUGUGUGCUGUCCUGACCUCCGCGGGCGCCAUCCCCGAGGGCAGCAGGGCGCGCUCGGACGCCGCGACGGGUCUCGUGGCCAAGUCGCCCUGGUUCAGGAUUCCCUACCCGGGGCAAUGGGGUCUGCCCACAGUAACUCUCGCAGGGGUGUUGGGUAUGCUAGCGGGGGUUUUUGCGUCCGUCGUCGAGAGCGUUGGAGACUACUACGUUUGCGCACGGUUGGCGGGGGCUCCUCCACCUCCUAUCCACGCUGUCAACCGAGGUAUUGGCACUGAAGGACUCGGUUGUCUCCUGGCUGGCAUCUGGGGCACUGGCAAUGGCUCGACCUCCUAUGCUGAGAACAUCGGGGUCAUCGGCGUCACUAAGGUAGGCAGUCGCCGUGUGGUACAGUAUGCUGCUGUGUACAUGAUCGUCUUUGGGAUGCUGGGUAAAAUUGGAGCAAUAUUUGCCAGCAUCCCCGAGCCUGUGGUGGGUGGGGUCUUCUGCAUCAUUUUUGGCAUGGUGGCAGCGGUGGGAUUGUCUUCGCUGCAGUUCGUUGACCUGAACUCUUCCAGGAACCUCUUCAUCCUAGGGGUGUCUAUCUUCAUUGGUCUUGCGCUGCCUAAGUGGCUGCAGACUUCUCCUGGAGCUAUACAGACGGGUUCUGUCAUCCUCGACCAGCUAUUGUCGGUGCUUCUUCAAACGUCCAUGUUCGUUGGAGGUUUCUUGGGCUUCCUUCUUGAUAAUACAAUUCCGGGCACUCCUGAAGAAAGAGGUCUCCUGAAGUGGAAAGCUCAGAUGGAAGUCUCGUCGUCUGAUGCCCUUGGAGGUCGCGCGUUCACCUGCUACGAUCUGCCCUUCGGCAUGGACGCUGUCAGGAGAGCUUCUUGGACUUCCCGCCUUCCCUUCUCCCCGACCUUCAAGGGAUUCGCCAGAAGAAGAGCAAGCCAGCAGGAUCCUUGAGUGGAAAGACGUUUUACCAUUAUCUAGUGUUUUUUUUUUUUUCUUCUUUUUUCUUUUUUUUUUUUUUGUUAUCAUUUUUUAAUGCUGAAGGUUUAGCAUGUUUACAUGUUAAGAAUUCUAUCAAGUCUAUUUUGUUAGUGUUUAUAUUUGUGUGGGUUCAUGUGACUGCAGAUGGAUUAAGUAUAUGCAUGUCAUAUGUGUGUUGUGAUAACUACGCAAGUUUUAAUAAAAUUGUUAA